Brienomyrus brachyistius is the source of this 3914-nucleotide messenger RNA. RefSeq names its product E3 ubiquitin-protein ligase RNF31. Gene Ontology annotation, cellular component: LUBAC complex. The record is from RefSeq and is a predicted model, not a curated record. NCBI's taxonomy places the organism in Eukaryota, Metazoa, Chordata, Actinopteri, Osteoglossiformes, Mormyridae. Gene Ontology annotation, biological process: protein linear polyubiquitination. Gene Ontology annotation, molecular function: zinc ion binding; K48-linked polyubiquitin modification-dependent protein binding; ubiquitin protein ligase activity.
UCACUCAACAAGUCCGUUGGAUUUACCUAACACGUCAAGGCUUUGCAGUCGAGCGGCAGGCACAGAUUUAAGUUAUAUACGCCUUUUCACAGACGGGGGUUUUAUACCACAGACUUCGGAUGCAUGCACAUUACUGGCGCCACCUAGCGGAGGACACGCGUCUCUACAGCCCUCUCUGUCGUCGAAAGCAGUCCGCUUCCGGAGCGUCCUCCCACCCACAGAGGCAUGGCCAACCUGUCAGACCAGCUGGAGGAGAUGAGGGCCAAAGCUGAGGCCCGUCUCUCGGCAACCGGCUCGUCCACGGAGGUCAAGGCCGACAUCCUGGCUAUGGCCGACAUCCCGCUGCCCCUCUCGGCCAAAUAUCGGCACAUCGCCGCCGAGGCCAUGGUGGAAGGGAACGGCGCCGGGGAGAGUCGUCAUGAGAGCUUUCAGUCUCUACAGAGGCUGUCCACUGCCCUAAACAUACUGGAGAAGUACGGCUGCAACUUGACCUGUCCCACUAGACCCAAGUACUGGCGGAGCGUGAAACACAACAAUCCUGUCUUCAAGGCCACCGUCGAUGCCAUCAGUGGAGGAAGGGCUGUGCUGUGUCUCUAUGGAUACACCAAUCAGCAGCCAGACGGACUCAGUUUCCCUGACGACGUCAUAGAACCCGACAUCACGAAGGUGGCUGCCAUCACUGUGGAGGUGAUGACCUUACGCAUGGAGCUGGAUAUGCUCAUCAAGGAUUCUCACCCCCAUCCGGAGUUCUUCGAGAGAGUCAUCCCCUCUCUCAGGCAGGAGGAGCCGAUGGGGGAGCAGGAUGAGCCCAAGUCCAUUUCUGACGUGCCUGCUCUGGCCACUGGGAAACUGUGGGAGACUGAGGCCCAGCCUCUGACGUCCUCAUGCCCUCCCAGCUCUCAGAGCCCAGUUUCAGUCUCCGCCUCCAAGAGCCCCUCCCCCCAUGCAAGAGUUUGCUGCCUGUGUGGGGGCAACCCCUCUCUCUUCUGCCCCCCCUGUGGGUCCAUCACCUUCUGUGAGUCAUGCGACCUCGUGUUCCAUCGCCACCCCAGCCGGGCCUCUCACAGGCGAGAGCUCACAGAGGUGCCCCGGCCAGACAACUGCACCAUCUGUGGCAUAUUCCCAGUCUCUGCCCACUGUCCCACCUGCGUGCAACGACUAUGCUCAGAAUGCGACAGACUGUACCACUCUCACCCGGGGAGGACCGGCCAUAUCCGGGAUAUAAUUACUGCAGCUAAACCUCUUAGGACCUCAAGCUCGUCGUCCCCUUCUACAUGGCAGUGCGUGCACUGCACCACAGUGAACAAGGUCCAGGCAGUGUUCUGCGUCAGCUGUGAGCGAACUCGCCCCGUCAGCAUGCUCUCUGCUGCCACCGCUGAGCUGGAGGAAGUACUACAACCUUCGACCGUCACAGAGUGGCAAUGUAAGAGCUGCACUGUGGUGAAUGCCGGAAGCAGUGUUCUUUGUGAGGUGUGUGAGCGCCCCCGUCUGGCCACACGCCCCCCCGUCAUGUCGGCCUUCUCUUCCCAGCCUGCAUCAGAGCCCCCCAGACAAACUAAUAGUCAGUGGGUGUGUCAGUUCUGCACAUAUGCAAACUCCACCCCCUCCCUUAUAUGUGAGAUGUGUGACCUGCCGCGUCCAGACCCCGCCCCCGCUCCUUCUAAGCUCCUCCCACAGUCUCCAGUUAAGGAGGUGCCCCUGGCACCCACCGAACCUAAAGUCCAGCCCCCAGAGGACCCUGAUCUGAAGAGGCAGAAAGUGAUGAGAGAGCAGGGUUUAAAGCUGAUUCAGCUGAUUCGAGAGGGCGAGAGGAAGGGCAUCAGCCCGGAGGAGGUAUACACAGCGACGUGCAUCUCCACUGCUGGCGGCCAGUCGCCCUGUGAUUGGCUGAAGUCUGAGCUGCCCCACCUCCUGGAUGAAAUCUGUGCCAUGGCAGCCUCUGUCCAGUCAGUGCCUCCCUCUGAGCGCCCCAGGUCAUGUGAUUCUUCCUCGAAGGAUGGAGGGUCCACAACCCCGGGUGGGAAUCUUCAUCUGUCCCGGGCCGAGGCCAAGCAGGCCUGGCUGGCAGCAGGGGGCGACACUGAGAAGGCGGUGAAGCUGGUGUUGCGGGAGAGGCACACCAAGGUGCGUGAGCUGUGCUCGCUAGGCCUCGGCGACACGAGCAAGUGCGCAGAGGCGCUGCGGCUGAGUGGGGGAGAGCUGCGGGGUGCACUGUCCCUCCUGCAGCGCCCCCUGCUGGAGUCCUUCCACCAGCGCAUGUGGAGUGAUCAGCCAGAGCCCAGCCUCGAUGUCCGGCACCCCGACAAACAGCGAGUGUGCCGCCGACUGCUGGCCAUCUACGACCUGCCCAGCUGGGGGCGCUGUGAGCUGGCCCUGUCGCUGCUGCAGGAUCCCGGGGUGCCCUAUACUCUGGAGGAUGUGGUGCAGGCCGUAAGGGAGUCACAUGACCGUGACUUCAUCCGCCGCGUCCUCACCAAGGAGUGUCCUAUCUGCCUGUCUGUCUUCCCCCACAGCAAGAUGCAGUCACUGACCUCCUGCCAGUGCUCCGUCUGCUGCGAUUGCUUCCAGCAGCACUUCACCAUUGCUGUGAGAGACAAACACAUCCGUGACAUGGUGUGUCCUGUGUGCUGGGAACCUGACAUCAAUGACCCAGAGCACCUCAACAGCUACUUCUCCACCCUGGACAUUCAGCUGCGGGAAUGCCUGGAGCCUGAGGUGUACGAGCUUUUCCAUAAGAAGCUGACGGAGCAAGCGCUGAUCAAGGACCCCAAGUUUCUGUGGUGCAGCCACUGUUCCUGUGGUUUCAUCUAUGACGGAGAUCAGCUCAAAGUCACCUGUUUCCACUGCAGGAACAGCUUUUGUGCCCAGUGCAAAAAACCAUGGGAGUCUCAGCACGCCGGGCUCACGUGUGAGCAGUUUCAGGCUUGGAAGAGGGAGAAUGACCCUGAGUACCAGAGACAGGGCUUGGCUGGGUACUUGCGUGACAACGGCAUUACUUGUCCCAGUUGCAGAUUCCAGUACGCCCUCUCCAAGGGGGGGUGCAUGCACUUCACUUGCUCCCAGUGCCGCUACCAGUUCUGCAGUGGCUGCAACAACCCUUUCCAUACUACAUGCUCGGUGCCCCACUGCAGCGUGACGGGUCUCCAUGCUCACCACCCCCGGGACUGCCUGUUCUACCUGAGGGACUGGGAACCGGCUCGGCUGCAGGCCCUGCUGCAGAAGAGGGGCGUGGCCUUCAACACAGAGCCACCCCAUGGGAUACAGCCAGGGCUGUGCAGUGUGAUGGAGCAGAAAGACGAUGGAGGCCACCAGACAGACGCAGCAUGUGGGGCCCAGACACAGCCAGGCCAGGCGGGGCUCUGCGAGAAACACUACAGAGAAUAUCUGGUCAGUCUCAUCAACGGGCAUUCCAUUGACCCCGCCCUCCUUUAUGACGUUAAUGAUCUGCUCGUGGCCUGUCGGCGGUACCAAGUGGACGACUGGCGGGGGGAGCUGGAGGAGGACAGAGCGUACUAUUCUCGGCUGCUGAAGAAACUAAUCCAAGAGGUUCCACUGGGUGACAAGGUUCCACGGAAGAAAUGAAAAUAAUCUUUUAUAGCCAGCUUUGUUUUAACUGGGGUUGAUCUGUCAGAUGAGAAAUAAUGCGUCUUAAAGUCGCUGGAUCUCAUUGCGUGCCGCGUUUCACUAAAAGUAAUGGUCAGACCGGAUCCUCAUCACCAGCGAUCGUAAUGCGUUCGUGAAGAACUGCAGCGAACAGACAGGCCUAAAACAUGCAUGGUGGUCUGCGCACAUUUUAAACACGUUUCUAGAUUUAAUUUAAUGCUAUCUAAUGUAUGUAUUUGUGUUGCUUGUGGUUGAUGUGUAUACGUGUAUUGAAAGGUUUAAAAGAUCAUUAAAGGCAUUCUUUAAUGUGC